ACACACCCACUGUAUAAAAGCCUUCUCUUUCUCUCCUUGAGAUUACUCUCUUUGUCCUGCAAAAUAACUUUCUUCUCCACUGUCACACCAAACUGACUGAACAUUGCUUGUGAAAAUGAGUGACUUGGAGAAUGCUCUUGCAACCAUCAUUGAGGUUUUCCACAAAUACUCAGAGAAAGAAGGGGACAAGCACAAACUGAAGAAGAGUGAACUGAAAGAGCUGAUCAACAAUGAGUUAUCAUCCUUUCUGGGGCAAAUCAAAGACCAGGCCACCAUUGACAGUUUGAUGGAGAGCCUGGAUGCUGACGGAGACUCUGAAUGUGACUUCCAAGAGUUCAUGACUUUCAUCACCAUGGUUACCAUCUGUUGCCACGAAUUCUUUGAGCACCAUGAAGACGAGUAGGCUACAGUUUAACAGAGGAACAAACUGCCUAGUUUAACAAAAUAAAGCAAUGUAAACCUUUUAACACACUCUUGUUUUAGACUAUUAUAGAUUUUGGGGUGAUUGGAAUGUAUCUUGUCUGGUUGCACUAGCUUCUCAAAGUGACCUCUCAUCAGUUCCUUUUAUUAAAUGUUUCUCAGUGGAGCUUGAAAUCUUGUCCCACAAUUCCUUGCACCCAGAGGAUUUGACUGCUUCCAUGCCAACUGUGCCAUUUUUAUUUAGCAAAUAUUAGGUGCAAAUUUUGUGGAUUUACAAAGUACAUACUUAUAAGAAAUGAUGAACAACUUGAGAACAGCAAUAUGCAGGAACAAAAUAAAAACAAAAGCAUUAUAUCUGAUCAAAGAUUCAGAUUAAAGCAGUUAAAGGUUGUGUUCAACUCAGCCUCUGUACUUAGUUCCAUAUGUUUGAGCAGUAAAAGAAAACAUCAUAUUUUUGACAAUGAAUUCCACAGAUGAUUACUGUGAUAAUUACAUAAUGCAGAGUUAAACAAAAAUGUGCAGUGUUCUCCCAAAUCAUCUCUGACAGUUAUGAGUACAGUGGAUUAAAAUAUUUUUUUUAACUCAGACUGUUGCUUUAACAUUUCCAGAGAAGCAUAACACAUGACAAAUCAAGAACACAUUUGUUGCUGUGAAGCGGUUUGGUACCUUGUAAGACAAUACAUAAAUGUAAUUCAUCCUCUACUGUCUCCUCCUUAUCAUCAUCAUCAUCAUCAUCGUCAUUACCAUCAUCAUCAUCAUCAUCAUCAGAAAUACCCCUAAUAGACUUACUGAUACGGCUUUAAGAGACAGAAACCACAAGGCCUCAAUACUAAACAUACAACAGAUCUAACCACAGCAAGAGGACAGUUCUUGCCUGAAAUCCUUAGAUAUUACAGUUCUAAUAAUCUCUGUCAGCAGAGACACAUGACACUUUGCCUAGGUAAGCAUAUCUUUCUUUUUUAUCCAAUCUCUUAGCUGGCUUGCAUGGAAAAUUGGGUGAUGUUGGGAUGGUACAAGUCAUAUGAUGAGGUAAAAAAAAGAAUUAUGUUCAAGAUUUUUUGCAAUGUGCUGUGAUGACCCUGAAUAAAAUGAUCUGUUCAAAAGGG
Messenger RNA from Megalops cyprinoides (Indo-Pacific tarpon), 1526 nucleotides. Its product is annotated as protein S100-B-like. The record is from RefSeq and is a predicted model, not a curated record. Gene Ontology annotation, molecular function: calcium ion binding; RAGE receptor binding; S100 protein binding. The transcript has 3 exons. Lineage: Eukaryota; Metazoa; Chordata; Actinopteri; Elopiformes; Megalopidae. Bases 116 to 403 code for a protein of 95 amino acids. Gene Ontology annotation, cellular component: cytoplasm; nucleus. Gene Ontology annotation, biological process: positive regulation of canonical NF-kappaB signal transduction; positive regulation of cell population proliferation.